Bombus pyrosoma is the source of this 2699-nucleotide messenger RNA. RefSeq names its product short-chain dehydrogenase/reductase family 16C member 6 (gene Ldsdh1). The coding region runs from base 1694 to 2617 and encodes 307 amino acids. The record is from RefSeq and is a predicted model, not a curated record. Lineage: Eukaryota; Metazoa; Arthropoda; Insecta; Hymenoptera; Apidae. Gene Ontology annotation, cellular component: lipid droplet. Gene Ontology annotation, molecular function: oxidoreductase activity, acting on the CH-OH group of donors, NAD or NADP as acceptor. The transcript is spliced from 8 exons.
GUAUCUAUUUAUGCGUUGUUUCUUAUCAGAGAGAUUUUAUAUCGUGUUAAACCGAAUUCUUAUUAAUUCGUCAUAUUUUAUUUUUACGACGAAUUAGUUUAAUCUUUAGGAAGAUUAUUAAAACUCUGUGUAUGAGGAAAUAAAUAAAUACGGGAGAAAGAAGCUAUGGUCGUUAAGAGCACAUUACGUUUAUUUAUAAAGAACAAAAGGAUAUUACGUUGUUAAAAAUUCUGUUGGUUGUUCUCCAUCGAUUAACGAAACCCCUAUUCUUAGUCUGAAUUAAAAGUUCUUCUGAAAAGAAUUCUGAAUAAAAGUUUGUGAAUUUCAUAUGUCAAUCUUCGUAUUAUUUGAAAUUAUUUUUAAACCAUCAUCAUCUUAGGAGCAUCUAUCAACUCCAUUAAUGUGUUAAGCUCGUUAAGAUCAUCAUGGUUUCCAGGAAACAAUCGUUUCGUUGUUAAUAUAUUGAAGAAAAUUAUCACAAGAUAAUAAUCUUUCUGCUCGUUAUUAAUCACUGUAAUUACUAUAGUUUUAUAUUGUUACUCAUUUUCUUGUUCCAAUUGAUUUGUAUCGAGUAAUUAUUCCCAAAUCCAAGGCAAACCAACUCUAUUGAACUCAACAACACUUACUAUAGUAACCAUACAGAUAUAAGUGGAUGCAAUAUGAAAACAGGACGAGAACGCUGCAUAGAUGCGUCUUCUGUUCUUGUUUAAUCUAGCAUGCACAUUAAAGUCGCUUGUUGAUCAGUCCUACACUUACAAAUUUACUGCGCGAAUGCGUAUGCGUUAUUAUAAAAGAACGUUUCUAUACAGCGAUCUCUUUUCGAUCUUAACAUAUAACUUGCGCACUCUAUCUUUAUAUCUCUAUGAUAACAAUACAAGGCGCUCUAAAAUGCUUUAGUUGCAGACGAGCGACUUCUAGCCGCGCGAUAUUGCCGCGAUCGUAUAUCUUUUUUUGUUUUCACAGUUAAGAACAACAAAGGAAGACAUACGAUUGUAGCGAUAUCGAGGAGCUAGAAAUCGCUAGUACGCAUGGAGCCUAGAACGAGUACAUAUGAAAGGAAAUUUAAUACUGAAAUUUAGUAAUGAAUUUUUUGUUUAUUCUUCCUAGAUAUAAAUAGCUUAAGCGGGUUAGUCGAUGUUUGUCUUUUCUAUAAAGGCAGGUUCGUUUCGCUUAAUAUCAAAUUUAUGUUAAGUUUCUUACAUCAUCAUAAUCAGAUAACAGUAAAUACAGAAGGCAAUAAGAGAUGGAAACAAGUAACAAUAGAAACAAGAUAAUAAAGGCAGAAAAUAAAUUAAAUUUAUGAUUUAUAUGAGAUAUGUCGAUCCGAAUGUCAAUGUUAACACGUACCCCUAACCAAGUACCGCUCUUACUAUUCUCUGAAUAUCCACGGCCUAAAUAGCUCUCUCGAUUUUUUACUCGUAUUCAAGUCAUUGCAGAAUUUGUCGUUCUCAUCAUUAAUCUCUGCUUACUUCGAACUUUGGAAUUCAAAAAUACCUAAUUUUCAGAAGGUUAGCCGCGUAUUCAGAGAUCUCAAAUUAGCCUCGGAGAAAAUGGAUACGCGUCGGUAUAUAUACGUCUCGUAUAACCACGAACCGCGCUCAGUUCGCAUGUUAUCCUUGUCUUAAAUUCUCGUGUGUUACGUGCUCGUACUCUACCACGAUCGACAAGCAUUUUGAAAUUAUUUAAAGGAAUCAUGGUCCAGGUGCAGGAGGCCUUGUUAGUUCUAUUGGAUACAUUGCUGCUUGUGCUGAAAAUACUUUAUGACAUUGCCUUAGGAAUAUACAGAUUAUGUAUACCAGUCGAAGAGAAAAGCGUAAUCGGCGAAAUUGUAUUGAUUACAGGUACUGGACAUGGUAUUGGUAAAGAAUUAGCAUUAAGAUAUGCAUCAUUAGGAGCGAUCGUUGUCUGCUUGGACGUAAAUGAAGAAGGAAACAACGAGACAGUAAAUGAAAUAAAUCAAAAUGACACAUUAAAAGCUUACGGUUACAAAUGCGACGUAUCGAAUAGGGAAGAAGUGCUUAAAAUAGCUAAAAAAGUAAAAGAGGAAGUAGGAGAUGUGACGAUUUUAAUUAACAAUGCUGGUAUAAUGCCUUGUUUCACUUUCAUGAGUCAUACACCCGAGCAAAUUAAGCGAAUAUUCGAUAUCAAUGUGCUAGCACAUUUUUGGAUUUUCCAAGCUUUCUUACCUAGCAUGAUUGAAAGAAAUUACGGUCAUAUUGUUGCUCUUUCAUCGAUAGCUGGUAUUAUCGGUCAACCCAAUAUAGUUCCUUACUGCGCUUCAAAGUUUGCAGUAAGAGGGUUGAUGGAAUCACUGUACGAAGAGUUACGAUCGAUGAAUAAGGAAAAGCCAUUAAAUAUCAAUUUCACAACAGUUUAUCCGUAUAUGGUCAAUACAGGACUUUGCAAAAACCCAUGUUACAGGUUCAAAAACGUAAUGUCUUUGGUGUCAACAAAACAGGCAGUUGAUAUAAUAGUUAAAGCGCAGCGGCAAAACACCAAAGAGAUUUCUAUUCCCACAUAUUGGCAUCAUAUUAACACUAUUAUAAGAUGUAUGCCAUCUACAUGCAUAGAUCGCAUAAGAGACUUUAUGAAUGCUGGUUUAAAAGCAGAAUGUUAACGAAUAUUUAAUAUUCUUGUAAUAGAUUAUGUACGAAAAUGUUAAUUUUACAAUACAUAAUAAUAUCUUUUGCCAACUUUAA